This is a messenger RNA of Penaeus chinensis, 1027 nucleotides long. Its product is annotated as receptor-type tyrosine-protein phosphatase delta-like. Gene Ontology annotation, biological process: protein dephosphorylation. The transcript is spliced from 11 exons. Gene Ontology annotation, molecular function: protein tyrosine phosphatase activity. The coding region runs from base 92 to 1027 and encodes 311 amino acids. The record is from RefSeq and is a predicted model, not a curated record. Lineage: Eukaryota; Metazoa; Arthropoda; Malacostraca; Decapoda; Penaeidae.
GAGGACACUGUUGAACGUUAACCAAGAAGUGAUAUGACAGAUAGUAGUUUAAUCAGAUUCCGUUAAGAAAUUCUGUACACGAGAGUUUGCCAUGGACACUCUGAGAGCAUUAGCGAUAAUUACGAUCAUUAUUCUACUCUUUCAUUUCUUUCUGGUGUGUAUGUUUCGUUUACAUCGUGUUUGCAUUUCAAGGAGACUGAGAAAUGGAGAUUACCAUGAACGCCCUACGGAAAAGAAAGAUGACACUAAGUCUUGUAGUGAAGUGGUCAAUGAAGGCUCUGAAGAAGAGAGAUCCAUCCUUCCCGCUGCCCCUGAAGACAGUGCCUACCUUGAACCCAUACAGACUGCGAUAAGAGACGCCACUUACGAAAAUGUCACUCCAGGCAUCACUAACUUCGGUGUUGAAGGGAUUUUGAACAGACUGCUUGAGUCUGGGGCUGUGCAGACGUUGAUCCGGAGCAUGCCUAUACAUCUUGAGGAGUAUGAUUGCACCCAGCCCUCUGAGAACCUUUUAAAGAAUUGGUGUAAAGAUAUUCUACCAUGUAACAACACGAGAGUUAUCUUGACGCCCAUAUUUGGCAUUGAAUCUACCGAUUAUAUCAACGCUAGCCACAUUAAGGGUUUUGGCGGAGGUCUGGAGUACAUUGCUUCACAGGGUCCCCUCGACACGACCGUGGGAGAUUUCUGGAGGAUGAUUUGGGAGCAGCGAGUGUCUGCUAUCAUCAUGGCUGCCAAUUUUCAUGAGACGUCCGAGAUGUAUCCUGGCUGUCGCCUUGCCGAGUAUAUUAGGGUCGGGCCACCUCUUCAAGGGAGUGGAUUCACUGUUACCAUUCUCAAGUCACGCCUGAGAAAGGAAUUUUCUUCCUCGACUGUUCAGAUUGAGUACAACGGCGCCACGCGCACCGUGGAGCACUACCAUCAUCCUAAGUGGGAGCAAAACCCACAUAAGAACGUCACCCGAUCCCUGGCGGCCAUGCUGCGGCAUUUCCUGGAUCUCCAUAAAGAGGGCACAUGGUAUGGAAAGUAG